UUCUAUAAAGUGUCGUCUCUGACACUGUCAAUAGGUCGCCGAGUAUUUCCGGCGACUUCCUGGGAUUCGAAAAGUCGUCUAUCCCUUCGAUUCAGGCAAAGUUUGUCCAGAGUAUUCAAAGAGGCUGGAAUUUUAGGGUUCUGUUUGAAAUUGCCGACAGAUUGUCUAUAGGAGCGCCCAACUCUUUUGUAGAAGCGACUGCUUAGAGGCAUUUUCAAUCAGAAGCUAUGAUUGAGGAUUUGAGUUCAAAAGCCGGGAAUUCACGGAACCAGCCCUUGCUGACAAAGGAGCACGUAAGUCGCAAGUUUGGUGAGGUUGCAGGUGGCUGCGCUGCUGAAUGUGCAGCUGUUGUUUGUUGCCCCUGUGCUCUGUUGAAUUUGGCUGCUCUUGCCUUUGUGAAGUUGCCUGCAGGUCUCUGCAGAAAGGCAUGGAGAAAAGUAAAAAGAAAGCGGAGAAAGAAAAGCAAAGCAGUGCAAGGGAAAGAUAUUGCAGAUGAGGACUCUGACAUGCAAGACUCUUCUGGGUCUUCUUCUCAGGAUGAAUUGUUGACUCCACGAUACAGCACAAAUGCUAUGGUCACUGAACAGACUUGUGUCAGUACUGAAAAAGUUUGGGAGGAAGUUGUGGGAAAGAGUUAUGUGGGGUUUUGGAGGAAUCUUUCUAAUAGGGAGCAGACAUCCUGACUCUGGUUUAAAGCAAACAUUCAAGAGAAAACAAAGUUCAAAGCAAACAUUUUAUAAUGAUGAUGAAGAAAACACUUCAUUCAGAAAUUUUUGAUGGUUUGUUGAUUCCUUAUAGGAUGGACUAUUCUUUGAAUGUGGAGGCGGAGGUUUGUGUUAAGACUGCUUCCCUUCUCAUUCGCUGACACCUAAAAGUGUGUAAAAUAGUUUGGUUGAGUUUUGGACAGAGUUAAGAUGUUAUAGUUUGGUAUUCUGGUUUGGAGAGAUAUCGGUGUUUGGAAUUGGUGCCUAUAUAGAGGUAAAUCUUAAGUGAAGGUGUCUUUUUUGUAUUACUAUCAUAUUGAGCAAUCAAUCUGUAUAUUUCUAAAGGAACGCUUUCUGUAAAAUUCUGGAGUCGGACUCGGACUCAUACUCAUAUUUGUUGCAGUUUUCUUCGACAUACUUGAAUGGAUACCACUGUCUCUGUUUUUUCAUAUGCAUCUAUUUGAGUCAUACAGGCAAAAUGGCUUAAAUCCAUGAUCUGUCAGUGGUUUGCAGAAUGUUUGAAUAAAGGUUGAUAUCUGGUGUUUUGUAUGGACAUAGCAUUGAGGUGAAGUUCACGUGGCUUGUAUUGUAUUUUAGUAAUUUUACUACUUUAGCUGUCA
Messenger RNA from Cryptomeria japonica (Japanese cedar), 1324 nucleotides. RefSeq lists its product as uncharacterized. Bases 228 to 683 code for a protein of 151 amino acids. The transcript is spliced from 2 exons. The record is from RefSeq and is a predicted model, not a curated record. NCBI's taxonomy places the organism in Eukaryota, Viridiplantae, Streptophyta, Pinopsida, Cupressales, Cupressaceae.